GUCAAAUGAAACAUUUGAUGUUGAUAACACAUGUAGUAUUAUAUGCCCCUCCAAUGAAGAUACACAAAUGUCAAACAUAUGAAAAAAUAAAGAAAGGGAUAUAUACAACAAAAUGAAAAUAUGAAAUUAAUUUUUUACCUUCUCAAAUGUGUUGUUAUUUUAAUAUAUUUAUAUACCAUUUUUUUAGAAGCCAACACUGUAACGCGAUUUAAGAACAUAAGAUUCUUCAUUCCUUUUGAAAAUAGUAGAGUGUUGCACAGGGAAAAAAAACGUACCCUAAAAAAUAAUAAGAAUAUACAGAAAAUGGAAGUUCAGGGGAACUUAUUCAUUGACAUAGGGGCAAAUUUGACUGAUAGGAUGUUUGAUGGAGUUUAUAACAAGAAGAAGCAUGCGAAUGACCUGCAACACGUUUUAAAUAGAGCCAAGAAGAACAAUGUUGAGAAGAUUAUAAUAACGUGCACCUGCCUGGAGGACAUCGAUAAAUCCCUGAAGAUUUGCGAAACAUACGAUCCGGAGGGUAAGUUCCUUUUUCUAACUGCUGGCGUUCACCCCACCAACUGCUAUGAGUUCAUUGAAAAGAAUUCCAUGGAGGAAAAAGACAAGCAAGCAAAAAGGGAGUUUGAGGAAUUUAUUAACUAUUUUAAAAAUGCGAAAGAUGUGAAUUACGCGAUAGAGGAAAAUAAACAUUCUAGUGAAACACCACAAGGGGAUGUGUUCAAAAUUCCUGGCUUCGUGUAUGAUAAAAAGGAGCAAGAUUAUUUAGAGAAAUUAAAAAAAAAAAUAACAAAUCAUAGCAACAGAAUUGUGUCCAUUGGUGAAAUUGGCCUAGAUUUCGAUAGGCUGUUUUUCUGCCCUAAAUAUAUUCAAAUUAAGUAUUUUAUAUAUCAGUUAAAAUUAGUGGAAAUGUUUAAACUACCCAUUUUUUUGCACAUGAGGAACUGUUCCGAUAUAUUUUUUGAAAUUAUGGACAAAUACAAGCCAUUAAUUGAAGGCGUUGGAGGAGUAAUUCAUAGUUUUACAGACAGGGAGGAGAUAAUUGAAAAAAUAAACACGUACAAAAAUUUGUACAUUGGGGUAAAUGGGUGUUCCUUAAAAACGCCUGAAAAUCUAAAUGCCGUGAAGAAAAUACCCCUAAAUCUUUUGCUGUUAGAAACAGAUGCGCCAUGGUGUUCCGUAAAAAAAACACAUGCCUCUUAUCACUUCAUUCAAGAAAAAUAUGAAAAACGGAAUUACACCAACUUGAAAAAAAUAAGAAACGUAAUCCAAUGUGACGACGAAACUAUUUUUAAGGAAAGGAACGAGCCCUAUAAUAUCGUGGAUAUAGCCGAAAUCACAUAUAAAGUAAGGGGGGCCACCAUACCGUUCGAUUCAUUUUGCAACAAAGUCAGAUGCAACACCCUAAAUUUGUUCAAAAAGCUGCGGUAAGAAAUUCCAUUUGGUGAUGUACGCACGGAAAUAUCUUGACCCAGGGGGAACGAAAUUGCCUUUUAAAUCGUUCGGAGAAAAACAAACCAAAGAAGGGGGGGAAAAAAAAAGCUGGCCCCAUUAUAUACCAACUUACAAUCAUUAAGGAGUACAUCACACCGAAUAACAUGGACAACACUAAGGAGACAAGAGCGAACACAGUGAAGGCACAUUUAGAAGCGAUUGAUCAGUGCAAGGAAAAAAAGGAAAAAUACGUAAAAUGUUUUAAUAACUGGUAUAAGAAUAAUUUCCUCAAGGGUGACCUAACGCAAGCGUGCGAUGACUACUAUGAGGACUAUCAAAUUUGUGUGCUGAACGAUCUUAAUAAGAAGGGGUUGGGGCACCUGGCCAAUUUGCCGAAGGGAAAGUGAGCGAGGUGGAUGCAGCGUCACACACGUACGCACGGGAAAAAGAAGAUUUUGUCUUUUCGCUAUUUUAAGUUUAAGCCCAUUUGUCCUACACCUUUUAAUCGUACACAGUUUGCCUACACAUUUGCCUCUUUUUUUUUUUUUUUUUUAUCGUGUUUACCCCCCCUGAUUUUUUACAACGAUUGGUCAUUUUGCCACACGACACAUUUGCCCUAAUUUUG
This is a messenger RNA of Plasmodium coatneyi, 2053 nucleotides long. RefSeq lists its product as uncharacterized. The transcript has 7 exons. Lineage: Eukaryota; Apicomplexa; Aconoidasida; Haemosporida; Plasmodiidae. The coding region runs from base 1593 to 1835 and encodes 80 amino acids. The record is from RefSeq and is a predicted model, not a curated record.